GAGUACUCAUUUCUUCAACAAACAUUUAGAAAGGUGUCAUAAUGGAUGUAUUGGAGAGACUAUGCAUCAAGCACAGUUCUAGGUGUUUGGGGAAGUCAAGAAGCCAAAUACAGUCAAGGACCCCGCUCUCAUGAACUUAACAUUCUAGGGAGGCAAGAACACAACAAAUAACACAAGCUCCAAUAGUGGUGAGUGCUAUAAUGAGUUGAAGGAGGGCAUGGGAUAGAGAAUCAAAUGUAAUUGCGAUUUUGGAUUGUGAAUUUCAAGUUAUUAUAACUAGGCUCAAACACAUCUUUAUUAAUCAAAAUAGGAACCAUUGACAAUCGACAUAUUUUUGCCAAUGAGAAAUAAGUUUACUUUUUCCUGCAGCAUUAAAAUCCAUGAUUCAGGGUUCAACAAACUCUUGGAAAGCAUUUUCUUCAUCCUGCUGGUUGUGGAAGCAUUUUCCCUGCAAAAUGUUGUCAAGAUGCUUGAAGAAGUGGUAGUCGGUUGGCAAGAGGUCAGGUGAAUAUGGCAGAUGAAGCAAAACUUUGUAGCCCAAUUCAUUCAACUUUUGAAGUGUUGGUUGUGUGACAAGGAGCUGGGCAUUGUCAUGGAGAAGAAUUGGGCCCUUUUUGUUGAUGAAUGCUGGCUGCAGGCAUUGCAGUUUUUGGUGCAUCUCAUGAAUUUGCUGAGCAUACUUCUCAGAUGUAAUGGUUUCGCUGAGAUUCAGAAAGCUGUAGUGUAUCAGAGUGGCAGCAGACCACCAAACAGUGACCAUGACAAUUUUUUGGUGCAAGUUUGGCUUUGGGAAGUGCUUUGGAGCUUCUUCUAGGUCCAACCACUGAGCUGAUUGUCACCAGUUGUCAUAUAAAAUCCACUUUUCUUUGCACGCCACAAUCCGAUCAAGAAAUGGUUUGUUGUUGUUGCGUAGAAUAAGAGAAGACCACGCUUCAAAAACAACUAUUCUUUUUUCUGCUCAGCUCAUGAGGGAUGCACUUAUCGAGUUUUUCACCUUUCUAAUUUGCUUCAAAUGCUGAACAACACAGAAUGGUCAACGUUGAGUUCUUCAGCAACUUCUUGUGUAGUUGAAAAAUAAUCAGCUUGGAUGAUUCCUCUCAAUUGGUCAUUGUCAACUUCUGACGGCCAGCCACUACACUCUUCAUCUUCAAGGCUCUUGUCUCCUUUGCAAAACUUCUUGAACCACUACUGUACUGUAUGUCCAUUAGCAGUUUCUGGGCCAAACUUGCUAUUGAUGUUGUAAGUUGUCUGCACUGCUUUAUGACCCAUUUUGAACUUGAGUAAGAAAAUCGCUUGAAUUUGCCCUUGUGUAACAUCACUUCCACGGUCUAAAAUAAAUAUAAAAUAAACAGCAAGUAAUAAGUUAUUAGCAAAAAACAUCAAGUGAGAAGUGUGCAUUAAAAUGAUGUAUAACAUAGCCACAUUUACUUAAGAAUGUAUUCUGAUAUCAAAUGGCAAAUUUCAACAACGCAAAAGCCCCACUUACUUUCACAUCAACCCAAUAUUUUAGAGAGGUUAAAGGAGCCAUCUCAGAAAAGUGACAUUGGGGUAGAGAUCUGAAUGACAUGAAGAAGUAAUUCACUGGGAUAUUUGCAGCAGAGCUCUCCAGAAACAGAGAACAAGUGGAAAACCUGCAAGGCUGGAUCCAAACCCUCCGCAAGUAGGAGCUGAGGAGUGGGGAGGUUGACAGUAGCUUCUAAGAUGUCCCAGCAACACACACUGCCAGUGACCCUCUCCCCUGCCCUCAGUCAGGAGCUCCUCAAGACUGUUCCUCCUCCAGUCAAUAUCCAGCAGGAGCAAAUGAAACAGCCAACUCCACUGCCUCCCCCAUGCCAGAAGAUGCCUGUCGAGCUCCCAGUGGAGGUCCCAUCAAAGCAAGAGGAAAAGCACAUGACUGCUGUAAAGGGACUGCCUGAGCAAGAAUGUGAGCAACAGCAGCAGGAGCCACAGGAGCAGGAGCUGCAGCAACAGCACUGGGAACAGCAUGAGGAAUAUCAGAAAGCAGAAAACCCAGAGCAGCAGCUUAAGCAGGAGAAAGCACAAAGGGAUCCGCAGCUAAACAAACAGCUGGAAGAAGAGAAGAAGCUCUUAGACCAGCAACUGGAUCAAGAGCUAGUCAAGAGAGAUGAGCAACUGGGAAUGAAGAAAGAGCAACUGUUGGAGCUCCCAGAGCAGCAGGAGGGGCACCUGAAGCACCUAGAGCAGCGGGAGGGACAGCUGGAGCUCCCAGAGCAGCAGGAGGGACAGCUGAAGCACCUGGAGCAGCAGAAGGGGCAGCUGGAGCUCCCAGAGCAGCAGGAGGGGCAGCUGGAGCUCCCAGAGCAGCAGGAGGGACAGCUGAAGCACCUGGAGCAGCAGGAGGGUCAGCUGAAGCAUCUGGAGCACCAGGAGGGGCAGCUGGAGGUCCCAGAGGAGCAGGUGGGGCAGCUGAAGUACCUGGAACAGCAGGAGGGGCAGCUGAAGCACCUGGAUCAGCAGGAGAAGCAGCCGGAGCUCCCAGAGCAGCAGGUGGGGCAGCUGAAGCACCUGGAGCAGCAGGAGGGGCAGCCUAAGCAUCUGGAGCAGCAGAAGGGGCAACUGGAGCACCUGGAGGAGCAGGAGGGGCAGCUGAAGCACCUGGAGCAGCAGGAGGGGCAGCUGGAGCACCUGGAGCACCAGGAAGGGCAGCUGGGGCUCCCAGAGCAGCAGGUGCAGCAGCUGAAGCAGCUAGAGAAGGAGGAGGGGCAGCCAAAGCACCUGGAGGAGGAGGAGGGGCAGUUGAAGCACCUGGUGCAGCAGGAGGGGCAGCUGGAGCACCUGGUGCAGCAGGAGGGUCAGCUGGAGCAUCUGGUGCAGCAGGAGGGGCAGCUGGAGCAGCAGGAGGGGCAGGUGGAGCACCUGGAGCAGCAGGUGGAGCACCUGGAGCAGUUGGGGCAGCUGAAGCACCUAGAGGAGCAGGAGGGGCAACUGAAGCAUCUGGAGCAGCAGCAGGGACAGUUGGGGGUCCAAGAGCAGGUGGGGCAGCCAAAGAACCUGGAGCAGGAGGAGAAGCAGCUGGAGCUCCCAGAGCAGCAAGAGGGCCAGCUGAAGCACCUGGAGAAGCAGGAGGCACAGCUGGAGCUCCCAGAGCAGCAGGUAGGACAGCCAAAGCACCCGGAGCAGCAGGAAAAGCAGCUAGAGCACCCAGAGCAGCAGGACGGACAACUAAAACAUCUGGAGCAGCAGGAGGGGCAGCUGAAGGACCUGGAGCAGCAGAAGGGGCAGCUGGAGCAGCCUGUGUUUGCCCCAGCUCCAGGCCAGGUCCAAGACAUUCAAUCAGCCCUGCCCACAAAGGGAGAAGUAUUGCUUCCCCUAGAGCACCAGCAGCAGAAGCAGGAGGUGCAGUGGCCACCCAAACAUAAAUAACCACCCGCAGUGUCCAGAGGCCCUCAGAUCAUCUCAUACAAGGGAAGAGAGAGCCACUGGCUCCACUUAUUUCAGAUCCGCUAGGUGGCCUGUCUCAUCUGUGAACUUGACUCUGUCCCUCUACAUGUCUCUUUAAUGGGGUGGGGGUGGGGGAGAGAGGGAAUUAUUGUCCAGUGCCACCCCCAAUGACCCCAGUCCCAACCUCAGGUGAGCAGAGCCUCUACUUAAGGGACUAUUGUUACUAUAGGAAUCCUUACUUCCCCAGUAUUGAAGCUGAAUCAGUGAGUGUGUACAAUGAUACAUAAUAAAUCCUGGAAGUCUUGGG
Pan troglodytes (chimpanzee) is the source of this 3709-nucleotide messenger RNA. It is a transcript of the gene IVL, whose product is annotated as involucrin. Lineage: Eukaryota; Metazoa; Chordata; Mammalia; Primates; Hominidae. Gene Ontology annotation, cellular component: cytoplasm. The transcript has 2 exons. Bases 1702 to 3384 code for a protein of 560 amino acids. The record is from RefSeq and is a predicted model, not a curated record. Gene Ontology annotation, biological process: keratinization.